AUGACAUGUACUAAAUCUAAAGAAGAUAGAUUAGUUGAAUCUAUAUUUAAUCUACCUAAAGAACAACUUGUGAAAAUACAAGGCAAACCUAAAGAAGUAUUGAAAUUAAUUGAAUCCAAAGCAAUAGAAUUAAGAUUAUUUAUGAAUAUUGGACCUGCUAAAGGUAAAGUUGUAGUUGAUCAAAUCCGAAAACUGAAACCAAAAAUAAUGAUUGAAUUAGGGGGAUAUGUUGGAUAUAGUGCAAUAUUAUUUGCUAAAGAAUUAGUUGGUGAUCCUGAAGCUAAAUAUUAUAGUUUUGAAGUCAAUGAAUACUAUGCUGGGAUAGCUAAUCGGUUUAUCCAAUUGGCUGGGUUAUCAAAUAAGAUUGAAAUUAUCUUGGGGAAGGCAUCAAAGAAUUUGAUUCAAUUUAAAGAACGUAUUCAACAAAAUGAUAAAUUUCGGGCAAUUGAUUUCGUCUUUAUUGAUCAUUGGAAAGAUAUGUAUGUACCUGAUAUUAGAGUACUUGAAACUCUUAAUUUGAUUGCUCCUGGUACAAUAAUUGCUGCUGAUAAUAUCCUUUAUCCUGGGGUUCCAGGAUAUGUUAAAUAUGUUCAAGGAUCUCCGGAAUAUAAGAGAUAUCAUAAUAUUAGAGUUAAGAAUGUCAAUGGUAAAGAAUAUACUGGUAGAUGGAACAUAUUACAAUGUGUCAACAUUGUCCAAUCCGGAUUAGGCGAUGAUCCAUCCUUAGACUAUGACAAAUCCCAAACCAGAAAGCAAGGUGAUGAUGAUUCAGUACCAUACAUAAUAAAAGACACAUUCAUUAAAGAAACACUUGAUUUCUAUAAAAUGUUAACCAGUAUGCAUCAAUUCAUAAAGGAAAUAAAAUCACCUUAUUUAGCCAUAAAUGAUGAUUCAAACGCAGUAGUAGGAAGUUUAUCAAUUCAAGAUAAGAAUAAAAUUGAUGAAGAAUUUAAUGUCAAGAUUCAACAAAUGUAUAAAAAAUUAACUCAUUUAGAAACAUAUGAAAGUAAACGACAGGAACUUACAAAUAGUAUAUCUGGUGGUAGUAGUGGUGGUGGUCAUAGUCAUGGUGGUUGGCUUGGAAGCAUACUUGGAGCUGAUGAUGAACCUAGUGAUCAAGAGAUUUAUUAUACCACGAUGACCAUUCAUCGAAAACAGAUAUUACGAUUCUUGAUGGAAACUUUAAAUCAUGUUAAUAAAGAAUUUGAUGCUCUUCAACAUAAGAGACUUACAAGAGAGAAACAAUUGAAUUUAUUAAAUUUCCAGAAUUUCCUUGAGGAUGAAGAUUUGAAUGAUGAAUUUGCAGAUAUAGAUCAAUAUUCAUCAACACAAUUGGCAGCGGUACAAGAUGGAGAACAUAUAGAACAAGAACCAAUAUCACAACAACAAUUACAAGAAUUGGAAUUAGAAAACCUGGAAUUCCUAACUAUGAAAACUAAUCAAUUUCAACAAGUUGAAAAGGUUCAAAAAUCAAUUCUUGAUAUUAUAAAUAUUCAAAAUGAAUUAUCAUUUAAAUUGACAAGUCAAGGAGAAACAAUUGGGAAUUUAAUGGAAACUCAUCUGCAAGUGGAAAUAGAGGUUGAAAUGGGGAAUAAAACAUUACAAAAGGCAACUAAAAAGAAUAAAAGAGGUGCUAAUUUAUUAGUCAUAUUAUGUGUAACGCUUGGAUUCUUUAUACUUUUGGUAGAUUUUAUAUCAUUUUAA
Molecule: messenger RNA, 1704 nt
Organism: Hemisphaericaspora subhashii
Lineage: Eukaryota; Fungi; Ascomycota; Pichiomycetes; Serinales; Debaryomycetaceae
Gene: UFE1
Product: Ufe1p
Exons: 2
Coding region: 1-1704 (567 amino acids)
Molecular function (GO): O-methyltransferase activity
Source: RefSeq, a predicted model, not a curated record